Messenger RNA from Vanrija pseudolonga, 2849 nucleotides. Its product is annotated as Conserved oligomeric Golgi complex subunit 1. Gene Ontology annotation, biological process: intra-Golgi vesicle-mediated transport. Lineage: Eukaryota; Fungi; Basidiomycota; Tremellomycetes; Trichosporonales; Trichosporonaceae. Bases 12 to 2849 code for a protein of 945 amino acids. Gene Ontology annotation, cellular component: COG complex; Golgi apparatus. The record is from RefSeq and is a predicted model, not a curated record. The transcript is spliced from 6 exons.
ACGACCUCGCCAUGUCCGCCCGCCCCGCGCCCCGGCGGCCGUCGAGCAGCUCCAUCGCCUCGGGAUCGCGGCAGGGCCUCGGGCGCGGGUUCCCCCACCCGUACCCCCAUCCACACGGCAGCUCGGCGAGCAGCGUUGCGCCGCGGCUUGCGCGCCGCACGUCGGGCCUCUCAGCAGUCAAGGAUACCGACUCGGCGUCCGCCUCGAGCGCGAGCAUCCCCCGCCGCUUUCGGGCGGCGGCCGCCGCUGGAUCAGGCGACGACGCGAACUGGGCGGGCAUCGAGCCGGACGACGUGUUCCGCCGCUUGCCGGUCGGCGAGGUGCGCCGCGUCGAGGGCAAGAUGCGCGCCGACGCACUCAACAAGCAGUCCGAGCUGCGGUCCAUGGUUGGCACCCGCUAUCGCGACCUCUUGACCUCGGCAUCGCAGAUCACAUCCCUCCACUCGUCCUCCCUCCGCCUGAGCUCCAGCCUCAAGACGGUCGCUGCGGCAUGCGCGAACCCCACCGAGCUGCCGCCGACGGAUGGUGCCAGCGCGGACAAGGACGAGGCAGAGGACGAGGACGUCGGGAGCAUGCUGCCCGUCGCUGCGCACCUCAAGCUGCUGCUCGACGCUCCAGAGGCCCUCUACUCGUACCUCGCGCACCACUCGUAUCUCAACGCCGCGUUCCUAUGGCUCUUGAGCCGUGUCGUCAAGGAAGGGCUGACCGCCAUGCCGGAUGAUGUCAAGGGGCCAUAUGUCCCGCUCCUGCAGAAGCAGUGGGAAGCCCUCCUUCCCUUCCGAUCACAGAUCGUGCAGCGCGCCACGGCAUCGCUGCGCUCACGCGAAGCAGUCGACACCAAGACGCUGAGCGACACCACCCUCGCUAUCGUCCUUCUCGACUCCCUGCCCAUCCCUGACGCGCUUGAUCUGUACCUCUCCCAGCGGCUCAAGGCGCUCAAGGACCACCUGGUCCACGCACCGCCAACAGGGAACCGCAAGCGGAGCAACUCCAAGGUCGGGGCGGCGGCUGCCGCUCGCGGUGCAGCGCAGCAGCGCGAUUCCAUCGCCCACGUCCUUUCCGACGCGAUCAAGUGCCUUCUCGACGCAGUCGACCAUGCACGCGAUGUGUUCGAGCCCAAGCGCAAGAUAUCUGGGAAUGAGAGUAUCAUCGCCGAGGCGAUCCGCCUGGUGCAGAAUGGCGAGGACCUCCCGCCCACCCACCCCUCUGGUAUCAUCCGCCGCGUGUCCACCCACCGCAAGACGCGCAUGGCGUCCAUCUCCCUGCCGCUCCCGCCGGCGAACCACACUGCUCUCGGCGGCGGUGGGCCACCAGUGUCCACACCGCGUAUCCUGCAGGCCCUCCCCUCCUCCCAGAUCCUGCUCCGCUACCUCCCCUCCGGCGUCACUGGCUUCACGCCAUUCAUCGCUCCGUCGUCCGAGCCCGAGCUGUCCAAGAAGCUCGACGCGUGGCAGACGUCUGCGAUCCAGCUUCUGCGCCAGUCGGUGCCGUCGUGGCUCGCAGAAUUGCAGUCGGUUUCUGACGUCUGGGCCGUGCGCUCGGCCAUUGGCGACCUGCUCGGCGACUCGGCGUUUGAGCAGCAAAUAUCUCAGGCUCUGGAGGCCGAGUGGGGUGCGCGCGUCCAGACCAUCUGGACGGCCAAGCUCGACGCUCUGAUCAAGAACGCCGAGUCGACGCUGCGGAUUGCGAGCGAGAAGAUCCGGGCGGGCGAGGAGUCUCUCGACAACGACCCGGAAAAGUUCAUCUUCUCCGACAUCACCUUCCCACCAGCACCGGUGUCGAGCAUUGGUGCCGCAACCAACUCGACGGCGUUCACCACCUUCUUGUCGACUGUGCACAAGCGAGCUAGCUUCCGCACGCCUCUGCUCGACUCGGUGCUCACUGUCCUCGAGUCUGCAGCAUCCGACCUCAAGGCGGAUCUCGCAGGCCUGCCAGAGACGUUCUACGGCGAGUACCGCACCAAGGUGGCCACUGCGCUCGAUGCGUUUGUCAACUCGCUCGGCGACGUCCUCGCGGCUGUUGGCGGCCACCGUGACGCCACUGGAAGCGUCGAGGCUGAACUUUUCGUUGGCCGUGUCGCGCUCUACGUCGUGCACACGUCGCCCUUCCUCACUGACCUGACUGGCGACACUGGCGUUGAUCUCUCUGCGAUCAAGACCGAGCUCAUGGAGAUCCACGAGUCGUCGACCAACCAGUGGCAGGAGAAGAUUGUCGCCGCGCAGGUGGCGUCCCUCCACCCUCUGUUUGCCGAGCACCGCGGUGCCGACGAGAUUAGAGCGUCGUGGCAGGGGCCUCACCCCACACAGCCAUCAGUGCUCCUCGUCGAGGCCCUCACCGACCUCGUCAAGGGUGUGCGCAAGCUGGGUAUCCCGCCAACAACAAAUGUGCAGAUCGUGCCCAACUUGUUGGCGGCUUUCACGACGGAGGUGCGCGCCCUCGAGGGCUGGAGAAGAGAGGGCGACGAGGCUGUCGCGCAGGCGGCUCUCGACCUCGGCUUCCUGACCCUCCUCAAGGGCGACGAUGUGGGCAAGGACGACGUGGUGAACAAGCUUCUCGCAAGGUUGCCACCAUCACUAGCCGAGUUCAAGUCGACGCUUCCCGCGAUUCUGCUCGAGUCGCUGCGACGCACCCAGCUCGUGCUCGGCCCGCUAAUAGGGCACCUCGUGCGGCCAUCAGGCUCCAAGCCCGCCGGACGCGCAGCCGGCGCGGACGCACGCAACGCCGCGCUGCUCCGCCUCGGCGCGCCUGCACUGGCUGCACGCGGUGCUGGCGUCGGCGCAGACUUUAAAAGCCCGAUCGCGGUCGCCAAGCCCGCGAAGCGGUUUGGCCUGCUCUCCAUCGUGGCGUAG